AUGUAUGUGAAAUGGUUUGAUACAGUAAUGUUAUACUAUGAUUUUAGUGUAUUUAGUGAAUGUCACUUUUUCACAUUUUUAAAUUUCCCGCCGUUCCGUCCCCAUAUGUCCUGAUGUCGCAGGGAACGGAACCCGGAAGACCAAUGCCAGAAUCAGCCGGAGGACACUGCAGGGGGGACAUCACGGGAGUGCAGGACAAGGUAAGUGAAGAACAGAUCCCAGAGCAGCGCUGCAGGGUAUUCCUGAGUGUAGCUCAGGGUUACUGCUUGUGCUACACUCGGGAAUACCUCCAGGGAGGU
Messenger RNA from Staurois parvus, 299 nucleotides. NCBI's taxonomy places the organism in Eukaryota, Metazoa, Chordata, Amphibia, Anura, Ranidae. The record is from the annotation of a GenBank genome assembly.